This is a messenger RNA of Cylicocyclus nassatus, 1485 nucleotides long. Lineage: Eukaryota; Metazoa; Nematoda; Chromadorea; Rhabditida; Strongylidae. The record is from the annotation of a GenBank genome assembly.
UCAGGCUUCAUGGAGGUUCGAAAGAGGAGUUUUGUUAGGUAUAUUAUACUAGUCAUCUCACUCCUCUUGAUUACCUCCAUUUUAUGCAAUCAGCAAGCCUUAAACUUUACGGUAAUCUGCAUGCAGGAUGUGGUAGAUUCCCAGGCAAUUGCUGAUCCAGCACAGCGACACUGGCUAAAUGAUGCGGCAAAGAAAAAUGCUCUUUUUUCCAUUGUUGCUGUUGGUACAUUGAUUGGAUUAGCGCCCAUUGUUCCAGCUAUGCAGCGAAUUGGACUCAGGAACCUUUUAACUCUUUAUGGGUUUAUGUCAGCAUUUGCCACACUUUUCCUCCCUUUGGCUGUAGAUUUUGGUCAUACACAUGUUGCUAUUGCUAGAACACUCCAGGGUUUUUCCGCUUCAAUUGUCUUUGUGUCUGUUGGAGCUAUUACUUCGCAAUGGUCUAUUCAUCGACAAUCCGGAAGAUAUCUCGCAAUGCUAUCCUCUGCGGGCCAACUGUCCUCUACUAUAACUAUGCCAGUUGCCAGUGCAUUCUGCGAAUCGUCCUUCGGCUGGAGAUACCUCUACUACGUUUUCGGGACUUUUGCGUUAUUUUUGUCAUUACUGUUCUUUAUCUUUUAUAGGGACGAUCCAAGGGAGCAUUGGCUAAUCAGUUCAAAGGAAGUAUCUGCUAUUAUGUGUGAUAAACAGGGGCAUUCCCAAAAAGAAACUGUGCCAUACAAAGAAAUACUUACGGAUCGUUGCAUGCAAGCAGUACUGCUCGCAACAUUCAGCGGCAACAUCGCCUUCUUCAUCUUCCUACAGUUUGGUCCUACUUACAUGAACAUGGCUCUUGGUUUUGAUAUCUCGGAAACAGGAUAUGCCACUGGUUUAGCUUACGCAGUAAGUAUAUUGCUGAAGUUCGUGGCUGGACCGCUUUACGAUAUAACGACAUUUAUUCCUGAGAAAUAUCGAAUGAUUAUGUUCGCAACGAUCUCUCAAGGCGUUGUAUCGUUAAGCUUUUGCAUUUUGUCUCAGACAACGAACAAACUUAUAGCACGAAUUGCAUACAGUGGUGUGAUAGCUUGCAAUGGCCUGAACAUUGUCGGCGUGGUCAAAUGUGCUCAAGUGGUGGCUAGACAAUACAUUCAUUUUGUGAUUGUUUGCAUGACUCUCAUUGGAUGUAUGAUGAGCUUUCUAUUGCCGGUACUUGUCACAAUUAUCUGCCCGAAUAAUACUGCCGAAGAAUGGUCACGCCUUUUCAUCGGUUUAAGCAUUUUUGUUAUCGCCACCAAUAUUCCGUUUUUGCUUCUCGUAGAAGACGAACCUGCCUCAUGGACGAAGAGGACUCCUACAUAUAAGGCAAACCUUACCCAAGGGUUUGGAACAGUUGAAGAUGGCAGGAACAUUCUACAUGAGCAAAAGACAGCAAUAAACUGAGGAACGAAAAAAAGUCUCCAACUUCUGAGACUUAUUUGAAUAAUUGUUCCUUCCUGAAUAAAGUAUCGG